Loxodonta africana (African savanna elephant) is the source of this 1637-nucleotide messenger RNA. It is a transcript of the gene KRT40, whose product is annotated as keratin 40. Gene Ontology annotation, molecular function: structural molecule activity. The transcript is spliced from 7 exons. Gene Ontology annotation, biological process: epithelial cell differentiation; intermediate filament organization. Bases 1 to 1296 code for a protein of 431 amino acids. Lineage: Eukaryota; Metazoa; Chordata; Mammalia; Proboscidea; Elephantidae. Gene Ontology annotation, cellular component: cytoskeleton. The record is from RefSeq and is a predicted model, not a curated record.
AUGCCUUCUGAGUGUUCUCCCACUCGCUGCUCUUCUGAGUCUGGUGCCAGGGCUUCUGAUCACCCAUCUGUUUCAACGCGUUCUAUGAAAACGACUUGUCUCCCUAACACCUGUGCUACAACCAGAUGCCAGACCCCCACCUUCCCAUCCACGUCUCGCUUGUCAACUGGUUGCCUCACACCAUGCUACUUUGCUGGGAGUUGUAAUAUUCCAUGCUUGGUGGGGAACUGUCCUUGUUGUGAGGAUGGGGUGUUCAACAGCAACGAGAAGGAGACAAUGCAGUUCCUGAAUGACAGACUCGCCACCUAUCUGGAGAAGGUGCGUGGCCUGGAAGAGGAGAAUGCAGCACUGGAAUGCAGGAUACGAGAACAAUGUGAACAGGAAAUCCCACUGGUGUGUCCUGAUUAUCAGUGUUACUUUGACACCAUUGAAGAUCUCCAACAAAAGAUUUUGUGCACGAAGGCAGAGAAUUCUAGACUUGCUGUACAGCUUGACAACUGCAAACUGGCUGCUGAUGACUUUAGGUCAAAGUACGAGAGUGAACUGUCCCUUCGCCAGCUGGUAGAGACUGACAUCAGUGGCCUGCACAAGAUCCUGGAUGAGCUGACCCUGUGCAGAUCUGACCUGGAGGCCCAUGUGGAGUCCCUGAAAGAUGAUCUCUUUUGCCUUAAGAAAAGCCAUGAGGAGGAGGUCAACCUGCUUCUUGGACAGCUUGGUGACCGACUCAGUGUGGAGCUAGACACUGCCCCCACGACCGACUUCAACAGGGUCCUGGAUGAGAUGCGUUGUCAGUAUGAAACAGUGCUCGCCAACAACCGCAGAGACGUGGAAGAAUGGUUCGCUGUUCAGACAGAGGAGCUGAAUCAGCAGCAGCUGUCCAGUGCAGAGCAGCUGCAAGGCUGCCAGACGGAGAUCUUAGAACUGAAACGCACAGCCAACGCUCUGGAGAUUGAGCUCCAAGCCCAGCAAAACUUGACAGACUCUCUGGAAUGCACUGUGGCAGAGACCGAGGCCCAGUACAGCUCCCAGCUGGCCCAGAUGCAGUGCCUGAUCGAUAACGUGGAGACCCAACUGGCCGAGAUCCGCUGUGACCUGGAGCGGCAGAACCUGGAGUAUGAGGUGCUGCUGGACACAAAGGCCAGGCUGGAGUGUGAGAUCAACACGUACCAGGGCCUCCUGGACAGUGAGGAUGGCAGAAUUCUUUGUAACCGUGGUUCUACAACACACACAUCAAGCAACACCUGUGAGCCGUACUCAACCUAUGUCAUGUGCACAGCUGAAAACUGCUGUGCUUGAAUGUUGACACCAGGCACAGCUGAUGGAGGAAUUGAAGCCAGUCCACUUCAGGUCCCAAGAAAGGAAAUGGGGCUUCAACCGGGGAUAUCCAAGCCUGAAAUGCACACCAGGAAGGCUUUUGUAUCCUAAAGUUGUCCUCUAAGCAUCUUCGGUAUAUCUCUGCUUUAUCAUUUCCUCUCCUGCGUGCUAAUUUGUGCUAUUCUAGGAGCCCACAAAGCUUUCUUGCUCAUCUCCAAAUAAAAUGUGUUUCAUUCCUUUGGGAUGGUAAAUACAACUUUGUAGUUCAUUACUGUUGCUAUAGUAAUCUAGGUCUUACAAAUGGUCAUUUGAUCCAGGAAGAA